Messenger RNA from Paramecium sonneborni, 1640 nucleotides. The record is from the annotation of a GenBank genome assembly. NCBI's taxonomy places the organism in Eukaryota, Ciliophora, Oligohymenophorea, Peniculida, Parameciidae.
AAUACUAUAUAUAUACCUAAACGAAUUAGAGUACUUUAGAGUCCAAAAAACAACAAUGAGUCAUAACUAUAAACAACUCGUUCAGUUAUUGUAUAUAAUUUUUCAUCAAGCUGAGUCUGCUAAUUAGGAGAUGCCUAAAAUUGUAGUAAAAGGUGAUGUAUAAGAAGGAGGAUAAUAAGACAUGAGAUUAAAAAAUUGGAAUGAUGUUUUUGGAGACUUUUUGUCUGAAGGAUUGUUAAAGAAAAAAAAAAUAGAGAUGAGAAGAAAUACAAUUACAACAAUAGAUAGAGCUUAUCUUCAUGAAGUACCAUUAAAAAUUUAUAAUACUCUUUUAAACAGUCCUUCUAUUAGAAACAAUUUCACAAAGUUUAUCAUAGGUGAAAUAUCUGCUGAAGAAUUUGUUUAAAAAAAAAAUCAGUAUUAAAAAUUAGAUAAAUUAAUUCCUUCAGCUUUAAAUAAGCAGAAAAGACCAAAAAUAAAUUUGUAAUAUAAAAAAUAUAAAUAUUUUAAGAGCAUUUAGAAGAUCAGCUGUUACAGAUGAAGGUGAUCAUUAAAUAGGAUUCCUAAAAUUAUUGAAUCAAAAAAAUUAAGAAGAAAUUAAGAAACAAAAAGCUUAAUCAAGAUUUGAUAUGAUAAAAAAUGUUAUUAUUGAAAAGAUAGAGAAAAGAGAAGAAGAAGAUUUAGUAAAGAGAAGUAGAGAAUUAAAAAAUAUAGGAAUGAUUAAACAAAUGUAUGAUAUAAGUGACACAUAUAUUCAUGAUCUAUAGAAUAAAUUUAUUGAAAAAGAUGUUCCUCUUACUUAAAGAUAAAUUUAUAAAGGAAAUACUAUUAAUAUAAUAAAACAUUAAAAUCCAUAUUAAUUAGUGAAGACAAGAAAUCAUUAAAAUCCAGAUAAAGUUAAAUAUGAUCCAUUACCAGAGAAAAAUAUUAUUUGUCAUUUGGUUAAUAAACGAGCUAAGGAAUAUAUGGAAGAAUUGUAAAUAAAGGAUUAUAUUGAAAAUGAAAAAGUAAAAAGAGCAAUAUAUACUAAUUGUAAGUUUAAACAAAAUGCAAUAAUUAAAGAUUAAUAAAAAUUAUCAUCUCCAAAUUCAUCUGAUUUAAGUGAUCAAUAAAUUUAACCUAUUUUUCCAUUUAUUUAGAAACAAGAGAAAACUAAAUUAAUGAUGAAAAAUAAAUUGAUAAACAAUGAUUUAGAACUUAUAAAGUAUAUAACAAAUUAUCCUAAAUAUGAUCCUUUUAAUGAUAAAGAGUUUUAGGAGAAGAUUUAAAAAGAUUUAUUAUUAGCAGGAGGAUUAGCAUCAGAAAAGAAAAUUGAAAUACCCAAGAAAUCCCAUUUAAUUAAAUCAACUCAUAAAUAGUUUAUGAAUUAAAUAUAGAAUGAAAAUAAAACAUUAGAUUCAAAAACAGAAAAUGAUGAAUCUUUUAAUUCUAUGUAUGAAUUUAAUGUUGAUACUUUAUACCAUUAAAGUAUAUAAUUAUAAAAAAAGUUACUUGAAAAAUAAUAUACUGAUGGAUUUAGUAAAACAAUUAAAGCUAUUUAAAAAAGUUAAUAAUUAAAAAGGUAUUAAAAAAUUAAUAAUAAUUUUAGUGAAAUAAUUGAAAAGAAUUUAAAAAAGUUGGAGGGUUAAUCAACAAAAUGA